UUAUCAACUGAUAGAUGCACAUUCGAUUCGACGGAAAUUGUGCAGUUUUUCCGUUUAUUUGUCUUCUAGUUUACUUUUGCAUUAAAAUAAUAUUGUAACAGCUGGGAAACGACGCGACUUGGAAUGAUAAAAAAGUUUUUUUUUCACGCAUUAUCACUUGAAGAAACGAGUUCGCGAAGGAAUGAUGUUUCAAAUGAGCAAAAUUUCGGUGAAAAAUUACCAAAUAAUUUUGUUUGUCGUCGCGUUUGGCAUAUCAGUUGCGAUAAAGAUAAUUCAGAUAGUGAUUACAGACAUGAAUGCCUUUCAAUCGUCGUACUACGAUGUCAUGGAUUACAGUAGCAUCAAAUUACAGUCGAAUGUCCUGCUUGACACACGUGCCGCUGAUUACGCCACGAAGGAGGUAAAAGUUCUGUGUUGGAUUGAGACAUACCCGAAAAAUUUCCGUGAAAAGGCAAUUCAUAUCCAACGCACGUGGGGCAAACGCUGUGACAAGACGAUAUAUGUGACCACCCAGGUGGAAAAUGACGUCGUCGCAGGCACCGUAGAAGACGCCGAAGUGUUGCCGCUGAAUAUCACGGAGGGCUAUGAAUAUUUAUGGACCAAGACAACGCAUGCCUUGCGUGUUAUUCAUGACCGUUACAUCGACAACUUUGACUGGUUCUUCAAAGCAGACGACGAUACCUUCGUCAUUGUCGAAAACUUGCGUCAUUUUUUGCUGCCCCAUUCCCCGACGAAACUCCUCGUCUUCGGAUGUCUUCUCAAAAAUCCGAAUGAAAAUGUUUUUUAUCAUUCCGGUGGUUCGGGUUACGUCAUGUCACGUGCCGCCUUGCGUACGUUGCGCAUCGAUGGAUUUACGAAUCCCGAAAUUUGUCCUCCAGCCGACGAAUUGAAGCCGGAAGAUGUCGCUCUGGGCAUUUGUUUUCGCAAUUUAGGGGUGCAAAUGGAAGAUACGAGAGAUGAUCGGGGUCGCUUGAGAUUUGCCGUUGAACGACCGGAAUUUCAUCUUACUACAGAUCAACAUGAGAGUUUUUGGUUUUACGAGAGGUCGUUUCAAUAUGUUGGACUCGGAUUUGAAUGUUGCUCACAUCGACCGGUGACGUUUCAUUAUGUGACGCCGGAGAGAAUGUAUUUGUUCGAUGCCUUGUUGUAUCGCGUGUUUCCUUACGGCGUUCGAUACGAGGAAAAUCAUUUAAAUAAAACGGAUAAUUUGAUGAAAAAUAAAUAAACAGUAGAAAAUUUAUGUCAACAGGUUUGCUCUAGAGACACGAAAAAAUAUGCGAAAUUGAAAUAAAUAAGAAGCAAUUUGGAUGCAAAUAAUUCGUAAUGAAAUUGUGGUAAGAUCAAACAAUUUUUUUUGUCAUUAAAAUAUUGAAAAAAAUACGAAAUUCUUUAAAGAUUUUUUCCAUUUUCUUUCAAGUUUGAAAUAAUUUUUUUAAAGAAUUUG
Messenger RNA from Culicoides brevitarsis, 1444 nucleotides. RefSeq names its product glycoprotein-N-acetylgalactosamine 3-beta-galactosyltransferase 1-like. The transcript has 2 exons. Lineage: Eukaryota; Metazoa; Arthropoda; Insecta; Diptera; Ceratopogonidae. Bases 182 to 1225 code for a protein of 347 amino acids. The record is from RefSeq and is a predicted model, not a curated record. Gene Ontology annotation, cellular component: membrane. Gene Ontology annotation, molecular function: N-acetylgalactosaminide beta-1,3-galactosyltransferase activity.